AUCGCGAAGGCGACUGGUCACACUGACGGCCACAUCAAAAUCUGGGGGUCUGGCGUGUGACCCUGUUAAUUCUAUCUUGCAAUAAAAUAGCUGUGUAAUCUAAGAUAAGCCUUGCGCCAUUAAAAUAGUGAUAUAGUGAAAAUUCUAGUGUAAUUUAUGUGGAUAAUAUGGAACGUGCUACGGGAACAGAAGUAUACGGGUGUGGCUCGCCUCAAACCUCGGACAUAACGCUGAAUAUACAAACGACGACGGGUGGUAACUUCUCAAUCAGUUUGAACGACAAAAAUACAGUGGAUCACCUCAAGAAACUGGUUUCGAAGAAACUCAGAGUCGCAAAAGAUCGAAUAUGCCUCCUGCAUCGCGAAAGGCAACUGACGGACGGGACCCUCGAGGAGAACGGGGUUCUGGACGGCUCGCGGAUCAUACUGCUGCCGAGCGUCGAGACGGGCCUCCUGAGUCAAAGACCUGAAAAUUCUGUGAUGCAGGCAUUAGAAUCCCUGAAUGACACGCAAGUCAAUGAUUUCUUGAGUGGGAAAUCACCAUUAAAUCUGACCAUGCGGUUGGGAGACCACAUGAUGUUGAUUCAGUUGCAGCUGUCCACACUUAACUCUAGUUCCUCAAAUUCUGCCCGCCCUCUGCGGCCCAAAUUUCCGGUCCCGAUUGCCCGCCCCAAAUGUGAACCCAGGGAAACACCCAGCCCUCAGAGUACUCCUCAGAAACCCAGCAGUAGCAACGAGUCCACAGAAGAAAGUGACAAGCCCAAACGCAUAACCAUUAUACAAAAACAGGAUCUAGAAAUGUUACAGAAUUUUUUGUACAGAUCCAUGGCUGAUAAUGUAGAUAAAGCUGAAUCUUCUGAUGACAAAGAUGAAUCAAUGGACACCACAAAUGGCACCCUGUCAGAUAUUUCUAGCACAUCUUUAGAUAAUGAACAGUCCCCAAUAAAGUCUUUAUCUAAUUUGGUGUCUAGUCCUAUCGAUGCAUCUACCUCUGAGAGCAAAGCUGAUGCUGCUCUUGUGAACUCUGUAAAAAGUAAUUUGAUAGAUUUGUUAUCGCAAAGUAAGUUAAAUAGUGAAGUGAUUCCUUCUACAAGUGCCAUCAGUGACCAGCCAUGCCCUUCCACGUCUUCUUUGACCCAGGACAGUUCAGCCAGUGAUGACAGCGACAAUUUUGCUGACCAGAGUUCAUUCCUUGCCGAGAGCACCAUAGAUGAGUACCCAAUGGAGAAUCUGUUCAACAGUGCGAUUGACAAAGGAUUAUUUGAGGAACAAGAUGAGUCUAUGAUGGACAGGGAGAUAUCAAACCUGGCUACAACAAGUCACGGGGCCCAAGAGACUACGGCUGGCACACUUCCCUCUUUCCAAAGCAUAAAUGAGCCUUUAAAAAAUAAACGCUUCCAAUAUUUACUUCACAAAACAUCCAAGUUCAAGCACCCUAUUGGGCAGAAUAAACAAAAAGCAUUUAUGCAGUCUGUGGUGAACAAACACAAAAAAAGGAUGCAGAUAAAGCAGGACAGCAAUCUAGCACAGCCCUCCACGUCUCGGACAGAUCCGUACAUAACAAAUUCAAGAAAGUUGAUUCUUCAGCCGAGCAGUGGGCAGGCAGCGGACGAUGCUACUCCAUCUACCUCAAAACAGCAGGUUCCUUUCAAGGCACCCGAUGCUCCAAAGAAGCCACAGAGAGCGUCACCAACACCGCUUGUCGAUACAAAAGCCUUAAUAGAGGCGUCAAAGAACUUGACACAGAAGUUGAAGAAAUUGUCAAAGGAAGUGUUGACAAACAAAAUUGAUCUCAGAAGUGCUGAGGAGGUUGUUCGCCAGAAAAUAGGCCCUGGGGCUGUGAUAGAGUCCAUGAAGCACCAUGGCAAAGGAAUAUAUUCAGGGACGUUUUCGGGCACAUUAAAUCCAGCACUGCAAGACAGAUAUGGGCGACCAAAGAGGGACAUCUCCACUAUUAUCCACAUACUGAACGACUUACUAUGUGCCACACCGCCUCUUGCUUUGGCGCAGAAGGAACAGAAGCACUCGUGCGCGAGCACGUCGAGCGCGGCCGAGCAGCCGCGCGCGUGCGGCGCGUGCGCGUGCGCCGACUCCUGCCACAAGUGCGACAGCGCGAAGGCGCUCGCGCUCGACAACUCCAAGACCAAGGGCAAGCUGGAGCAGCUGCGCCUCGUCAUGCAGCAGAAGAAGCAGCGCCGCGAGGCUCGCAAGCUGGGCCGGCCCUACGCGCCGCCGCCGCCGCCCAAGCCCGAGCGCGACGAGAUCGACACGCUCGCCUAACGCGGCCCGUACGAGGCCCGGCCGUCGCGGGUGCACAGUGCGCGACCGACCGACGUCGACGAGAUCGACACGCUCGCCUAACGCGGCCUGCCUGAGGCCCGGCCGCCGCGGAUCAACAUUGCUGGUCGACCGACGCCAAGAUCGACAUGCUCGCCUAACGCGGCCCGCCCGAGGCCCGGCCGCCGCGGAUCAACAUUGCGUGGUCGACCGACGCCGACGAGAUCCACACGCUCGCAUAACGCGGCCCGCCCGAGGCCCGGCCGCCGCGUCUGUGUUUUUUUAAUCGCAAACCAGUCGAAAAGUGGUCGAAAAGCCCCUUUUUUGUAUGGAGUUUUGACGGAUUCGAUUUUCGAUUCGAUCAAAAAGUGCGUUUUGUCUAGAGGGGCUGGACAGUGCGCGCUCGACCGACGCCUACGAGAUCGACACGCUCGCCUAAAGGUUCGGCCGAACCAACGCGGUCAUCCGGCGUGCAGCGACGGCGAUCAAUGCUUUAAGGGUUCGGCCAAACCAACGCGAUCACACCGCGAUCAGCCGGCGUGAUGGCGACCAGACCUAAAUGCGUUGAUCGCCAUCGCUGCACGCCGGCUGAUUGCGCCGCGUUGGUUUGGCCGAACCUUAACGCGCUCGGCCACCGCGGAUGUGUGUGAACAGUGCGCGCUCGACCGACGCCGACCCGCGAUCGGCCUCCGAAGACCGCUCGAGUGACAUUCGACCGCUUUUUGAGUCUGUGCGUGCGAUCAUCGAUGCGUGAACGCUGAGCGACCGGGGACGCCCGGUGAUAUAUUCUAAAUUACCAUUUUGACUAAGUUCGGAUCGUAGACGUAAUAUUAUAAGUGCUAUUAUCGCGUGUACAAAUGAUACAAGAUUGAAUUAGCGAAUUCACUAGAUAUAGUUUAGUGACACGAUGAGGGCCGGCCCGGUUGCCCGGUGCGGCUCCGAAUUGAUUUUUGUUGUUAUAUUUUAGAGUAUAUUUUAUUAUAUUAUCGGUUCAGUCAACUUUUAGACGUUUGUGUACCUAGUUUAAUUUUUGGAAAUGACUAUUUGAUCGAUUAACUUUCGAAAUUAAGUCGUAUUUACGGAUUAAUAAAGUAUCUUAUAUUAGGGGAUUAAAGUUCACUUAUUCGUAACGGGGCGCCGAGUAGCUGUGCGGUGUGGGACGACCGACGAAUCCACAUUUUAGUAGAUUAAUUGGCACUGUUAUUCUUAAAGUUAUUUUUUCUUUGUUUUCUUUUCUCCAUUCACGGAUGUUGUUAAAUCUAAUAAAUGUUUUCUGCAUUGAGUUGUUUCGUUUAGUUAUUAUUUGUUAAAGCUUCGGGUUUGGUUUAUUUGACUGAAAUAUCUGGAUCUUGUACACUGUUCAAUAUCGCAUCGCAGCAUUCGAUCGUACGGCGACACUUGCACUAGAUUAGAAAAAGCUUUGUACAUACCUAUUAUGCAAAGUGAUAGUUAUAAAAUGCUUUAUGAUUAUACUUCGAUUUAUUAUUACGCCGAACUAUUAUCGUUGGACCGCUAAGGAAUAAUUUAAGGGUAUCAUCGUUUGUAAAAUAGUCUGUGAAUAAUAAUUGGUGAAACUAUAUCGAUCCACUACAUAGCAGAGAUGAAUAUUUAUGAUGUAAGUAGUACAUAACGUGGGAAGUAACAUAACGCUUUAUUCGUUUGUAUUUGCGAGCAGCGGUCGGAUUGUGGGUAAUAUUAGAGGUGUACUGGCGCGCAUGGGUCAGUAGGGAACGGAAGUGUGAACUGUGAUUAGAAUAUUUUUACACGCAUGCAUUCAUUCUUUAUUUAUUUAUUCGUCUAUAAAAAAACUUCACGUUGGAGGCGCGAUAUCAGGUUUUUUUAGUUAAAAUGAACUUCUGGUUUAACACAAAAGUAAUUACAUUUAUCAAACCAUUAUCUACACGUACCACGCCGGGUUAGAUAUAGAAAACCUCGAUCACUUAGUAAUUAACUUAUCAAAACUCAUUAACGUCCAUUUUAGGUUAUUAAGUAUAACUGCACGUUUCUAUUAUCUACAUGUUAAUUUCUUAUAUUAUUAGUCGAUAUUUCUUAAUCUUAAAAUUAUAUGGUUAAUUCAGCAAAAUAUCUGUUUGCUCAUUAGCUACAGCUUAAUGGGUUUCAUGACUCCUUGAGUGUUUCGUUUACUUCGAUUUCUAUUUCUCGAAAUGAGUCGGAAUAUCGUAAAUAAAGUAAAGGUGAGGGCAAAAUAGCGACUUGAUUUGUGACUCGCGUAAUAUGUAUUAUGAAAAUAUAUAUGCGAUUUAUUUGCGUUCCGAACUACACACACACAGUUUACAUAAAAUGAAAGCAGCUUUGACCUUGUGUAACCUCAGCCUUACCUUUAUUUUCGAUAUUUCCUUCCAACUCAUUUUGUAUUGAAACUGUAGUUUUCUCUCAUAACGGUUCUAUAAUAUCUACCCGUUACAAUACUGCUUUGAAUGCUGUUUUGUUUAAAGCAAUCUAAUUAACCUAAAUAUAAUUAAAUAACAAAGACCCUCAGACCCACCAGAAAAGCAACUAACAUUUAAUUUUAGUAAUAGUUAUUUACGUACAUGAGACUUAAUAAAAAUGAACUUCACUACAUUUUUACAGAACUGUCGAAUCCUCGUUAUAAUUCUUUUAACCCACUUUUUACUUUAUUUAGAAGGUAACAUAUUUUUUAAUGUCGGAUUCAUUCAUUUUGUUUACAAAAUCGUUUCAGUAUUAGAUAUCACAAUGAUUCCACGACUUAGAAAAAGUUGAAUGCAUAACGGGGUUUUGAUACGCUUUUUACUUGACACCAUUUCUUGUAGAAGUUCUCAGCAACUGAGUUACGUACGUUAUUUCAUUUCAAGAUUGAAAUGCAUGCCGACUUAGAAGUCUUCCAUUAAGUUUGCUCUCGAAAAAGAUUUGGUCCCGUUUAAGCAAUAAGAACCAACCGAGAGUCCUGCUUAAAAGUGCCUAAACAUUUAGGAUUAGUUGUGGAUGUAUAGCCCUCGGUUUUAUUACUACCUGAAAUCCUAACAAUAUUGUUUCCUCACCAAUCUGGCUCAGAUCUCAUUAUUAUAAACACAUUCAGAUUGAUUUUAAAAGAUUUUCUGCCUUGUAUAUAAAUUUGUUACCAAUCUUAUUUAGUCGUGAUUUUUUGUUAUAAGGUUUGAAGGAAUCGUGAAUUGUUUUGUCCUGUAUUUGCAUGUCUAGUGAGGAGAAUAAAGUUACAUAACAAAACUAUUUUUGGGAUGCAUUUUAUUUAACUACCUUCUGUAUGUGUUUCUGAUAUAGGAAAUAGUUAAACUACAAGAAAAUAAACAUGCAGUCUGUUCUAAUAUAUAUUUAAUUUACUGAUUGUCAUGUGUAGUAAAUGUGUGAAGUAAAACUACCACAUAGUUAUUCUGGUCCUAUCAAAACAGAACACAAUAUGUGCAUCGAUAUCUGAUAUGCCGUCAACAAUAAUCACAACACAAUAUACAAAUCAUCUAUUACAAUGUCUUACAACGGUAUCCAACGCACUUAAAAAUAAUUUUAAGUUUGUAAGAUGAUCUUAACAAAGUCGGAUCGUUUCAGCUUACGAACUAGGAACAACAGCGAUAUAAAACUGAAUACUCGGAAGGUCUCGACAAAAACAACAUCUGUACUUCUCGUAAUUAUUUUAUUAUAAAGUUAUCUCAUAUAAAUUAGCACAUAACCCACGCGCACACACACGCCGGCGAGGAGGCGGCCGAGGACAUAAUAUUCCCUACUAAAUAAAAAAAUUAAACGCGACAGUCCAAUGGCGAAAGCCAA
This is a messenger RNA of Ostrinia furnacalis (Asian corn borer), 6038 nucleotides long. RefSeq names its product ubiquitin-like domain-containing protein stuxnet (gene stx). The coding region runs from base 168 to 2279 and encodes 703 amino acids. The transcript is spliced from 5 exons. Lineage: Eukaryota; Metazoa; Arthropoda; Insecta; Lepidoptera; Crambidae. Gene Ontology annotation, molecular function: protein binding. The record is from RefSeq and is a predicted model, not a curated record. Gene Ontology annotation, cellular component: nucleus.